GUAUUUUCAAAUAUAUAUAGUAGUAUAUUAAAAGAAAAUAUAUUGUUAUUAUCCAUAAUGAAAGGUAUACAACAACGCAGAAAGUAUUAUGGAUCAUUGGAUGAUACAAUUAUAACGAUCGAAGCCGAUGAGAGUACACCUCUGUUGGUGGAUCAUUUAAUAUGGCCUAACGACAACAAUAACAACAAUAGCAAUAAUAAUAAUAGUGACAAUGAGUCGUCCAUCACCGAGAAGCCAACCUUAAAAUAUGGUGUAUCAUCUUGGUCAUUUGGCAGCAGCAAUCCUAGUAAUGGCAGUGACUACAGUGCCUACAGUACAAAAUCGUUUAAAAGCCAUUUCACUGAAUUGAGAGUAUUGGUAUUUGCACUGAUCUUAGCAGCAGCUCUUAGCAUUGCCAUUUAUCUACUUGCAAUUGAAUCACGUUUACCAACUAUAACAUUAUCCUUGGACUUGGUUAGUCAUGAUAUCUGGAGUCACAAACCUAUACCAAAAUUCAAUCAUCUUCAACACAACAAUGUUGAUCACAUAAUACUCAUGCAAACUGGAAACAGAAACUGUGAUACAUCUGGCGAGUGUUUGGAAGUCUUAAAAGAAAUGCAGAAUAAGAAUUUUAAACAACCAGAAGAACUACCAUAUAACUUUUUAAUUGGAGGAGAUGGUCAGGCAUAUGAAGUACGAGGCUGGAAAUAUCAGAGUAGUAUAGAAGGCGUACCACAAGAACAAUCACUGGUAAUUGGAAUAAUUGGUAAUUUUGACCAUAGUUCACCAUCGAAAAUCCUAUUACAAACUGUUCAGUCCCUGAUACAAGAAUCCUCAAAACGUCGCAUGGUAAAUAGAAAAUAUAAAAUUUAUGGACUACGUCGUAAUGACCACGACCGAAAAGAGGGCGAACAACUUUUCACUGAAAUAAAGGGAUGGCCCGAAUUUAAUGGUUUCCUUACUAAAUUCUAAUAGAUUUAAGUGAAAAUAAAAUUAUGCUCUAGAACAAAAAGUACAAAAGUUAUAUACAUAUAUUUUUUUGAAAUAUAAAAAAAACAAUAGUAGUAUUUAUUAAAAUUGUUUAUCUUAAAGAAAUUACACCAUAUUCAAAAAAACUUUUAAAUUUAUAAAAGGUUCUAUACAAAAUUUGUUUAUAAACCUUUGAUAAAUUUAAAAACUGUUUAUGAAUAUGGGAUAUUAGUUUAUCCAAUUAAUGCAACAAACAAAAUUAAUUAUAAUAAAAUUUGGAAAAGAAA
Molecule: messenger RNA, 1235 nt
Organism: Calliphora vicina (urban bluebottle blowfly)
Lineage: Eukaryota; Metazoa; Arthropoda; Insecta; Diptera; Calliphoridae
Product: peptidoglycan-recognition protein 3
Exons: 5
Coding region: 58-951 (297 amino acids)
Biological process (GO): peptidoglycan catabolic process
Molecular function (GO): zinc ion binding; N-acetylmuramoyl-L-alanine amidase activity
Source: RefSeq, a predicted model, not a curated record